Molecule: messenger RNA, 2473 nt
Organism: Suncus etruscus (white-toothed pygmy shrew)
Lineage: Eukaryota; Metazoa; Chordata; Mammalia; Eulipotyphla; Soricidae
Gene: CHML
Product: CHM like Rab escort protein
Exons: 3
Coding region: 354-2330 (658 amino acids)
Biological process (GO): small GTPase-mediated signal transduction; protein geranylgeranylation; intracellular protein transport
Cellular component (GO): cytoplasm; nucleus; cytosol
Molecular function (GO): GDP-dissociation inhibitor activity
Source: RefSeq, a predicted model, not a curated record
UGGGUCUGGGAGCCAGAGGGCUGCUACGGAUUUAGCAGCAGUCUUUUCGGGUCUACAUUACACCCAGCUAUACUGGUGCCUGGUGCACUCCCAGGGUAUGCUAGUAGUGGAGGAUAACAUUUCAUAAUGUGGUUCAAACUCAGGGCUGCAACGUUUUAGAGAAGACUUCCAGUCACAGAUGCAUGUCAUCCAUUUAAUGAAACUUCUAAGAUGAAAUGCAAAAAUAAAACUAAACAUCCAUUGACUCUUAGAUAUGUUUACAAUGUACUGUAACAUAUCUUUAUGUUACCAAUUUAUAAAAAGUAAAGAGUAAUAGUUAGGCACUUAGUAUCUGCAACCAUGACAUUUCUUAGAUGAACUGGAGCACCACAGGAGAUUUUUCUUCAUGGCAUAUUCAUACCUCGCUCUGCCUACAAUCACACAUAUUUCCUUCAUCAAAAGUUUUGUCAUCAGAUAUCACUUCUUCCAGAAUGGCAAAUAAUCUGCCUACAGAGUUUGAUGUGGUUAUAAUAGGGACAGGUUUGCCUGAGUCCAUCCUUGCAGCAGCAUGUUCCAGAAAUGGUCAGAGUGUUCUGCAUAUUGAUUCUAAAUGCUAUUAUGGAGGAAACUGGGCUAGUUUCAACUUUCCAGGAUUGCUCUCUUGGCUGAAGGAGUAUCAGCAAAACACUGACACUGGAGAAGAAAAUAGCUCUCUUUGGCAAGAUCUGAUCCAUGAAACAGAAGUAGCCAUUGCACUUUGUAAGAAGGAUGAAACCAUUCAACACACAGAAGUUUUUUGUUAUGCUAAUCAGUCUUUGGAUGACAGUAUAGAAGAGAACAAUUCUUCACAAAGAAAUACUUCAGAGUCAUCUAGCAUCCUUACUAAAGCUAUAGAUUCUGCAUACUUGUCUGAAGAAACACAGUCAGAACUCAUGACCUACAAAAUGCCUACUAGAGAUGAUCUGGAAAGCAGUAGGGAAAUUGACCCAGAAGUAACUAAUGUAGAGGAGACCCUAACAAAAGAAACAAAUUGUAUUGAUAACACUUUUACACAGAUAGUUUCAGGUGAAGAUAAAGAUGAAAACAAAUCUACAGCUGAAGACAGUAAUGACCAACCAAAGAGGAAUUGUAUUAAUUACUCUCAGAUAAUUAAAGAAGGUAAGAGGUUUAAUAUAGAUUUGGUAUCAAAGCUGCUAUAUUCUCAAGGGCCACUAAUUGACCUUUUAAUCAAGUCAAAAGUUAGUCAUUAUGCAGAAUUUAAAAAUGUCACUAGAAUUCUUGCAUUUCGAGAAGGAAAAGUAGAGCAGGUACCUUGUUCCAGAGCUGAUGUUUUUAAUAGCAAAAAACUGACUAUGAUUGAAAAGAGAAUGCUGAUGAAAUUUCUUACGUUUUGUUUAGACUAUGAACAACAUCCUGAUGAAUACCAAGCUUUCAUGCAUUGUUCAUUUUCAGAUUAUUUAAAAAGUAAGAAAUUAACCGCUAACCUCCAACAUUUUAUACUACACUCAAUUGCAAUGACAGAAUCAUCUUGCUCUGUAUUAGAUGGUCUCAAAGCAACAAAAAACUUUCUUCAGUGUCUUGGACGAUUUGGCAACACUCCUUUUUUAUUUCCCGUGUAUGGCCAAGGAGAAAUUCCCCAGUGUUUCUGCAGGAUGAGUGCAGUGUUUGGUGGAAUCUAUUGUGUUCGCCAUAAAGUACAAUGCCUUGUGGUUGACAAAGAAUCUGGAAGAUGUAAAGCAAUUAUAGAUCACUUUGGUCAAAGAAUAAAUGCAAAAUAUUUUAUUGUGGAGGAUAGUUAUUUUUCGGAGGAAACGUGCUCAAAUGUACAAUACAAGCAGAUUUCCAGGGCAGUGCUCAUUACAGAUCAAUCUGUUUUAAAGACAGAUUCAGAUCAGCAGAUAUCCAUUUUGGUAGUGCCUCCAGUAGAACAAUCAACCUGUUCGGUUCGAGUCACAGAAUUAUGUUCCUCAACCAUGACAUGUAUGAAUGGUACCUAUUUGGUACAUUUGACUUGCUCAUCUUCUAAAACAGCAAAAGAAGACUUAGAACCAGUAGUGAAGAAAUUAUUUACCCCAUGUUCUGAAACAGAGAUGGAUCAGGAAGAAUUUACGAAGCCAAAAGUUUUGUGGGCUCUUUAUUUUAAUAUGAGAGAUUCUUCAGGAAUAAGCAGAAGCUUAUAUAAUGGCUUACCUCCCAAUGUUUAUGUCUGCUCUGGACCUGACUGUAAGCUGGGAAGUGAACAUGCAGUUAAACAAGCUGAAGCACUUUUUCAGGAGAUCUUUCCAGGUGAGGAAUUCUUCCCCCCACCUCCAAAUCCCGAAGACAUUAUUUUUGAUGAUGAAGAGAAGUAACCACAGACUUCUGGAACCAAUAGUGAAAUGAUGUCCAGAUUAUUAUCCUUUGAGGGAAGCCAAAAUCUAGAAGCCCCCCCCCCAAAUAAAAGACUAAUCAACUUUUCAAAAUUAGAAAUAAAAGUUAUUUCAAACUUUCAUUU